Molecule: messenger RNA, 2424 nt
Organism: Sclerotinia trifoliorum
Lineage: Eukaryota; Fungi; Ascomycota; Leotiomycetes; Helotiales; Sclerotiniaceae
Source: the annotation of a GenBank genome assembly
AACGCCUCCGCUAAUAUCCAAAAAGGUCUGACUUGCUUGUGUACCUUUACUCGUAUCAAAGUAGGUAGCGGAGCUUUGAUCCAGACACGACUAACAUUUUAUCUUAGCUCUUAAAAAAGCAAACGAGAUUUUGGCCUCAAAUCCCGACACUUUCUUCUUCUCCAUUAUUUCCCCGAACUUUUAUAUAUUUCUCCAUACCAAGUCGAUUUACAUGACUCGGGCGUUACCCCAUAUUUGGAAGUAAAUGACGAUACACACAUGAGAGCACCGCACCCCUCCAUCCCUCUGCUCCAUGCUAUUGCAUCCACGAAAACAAAAGCGCAAAUAAUCAUUUGAUGUGUCUUAUCUAUUGGUAGUAAGACGAAAUCGUGCUGUACCAGAAAGAUUAGGACGUAGCCCCGCGACAGGCCGCAUGCGAGGACCCGUGGUUCUCGCAGAUUCAGUAUGACACCUGAUGCAAAUGCAACUCAGCAGGGAUCUACAUCACCAUCGUCCGACCAGCGGCAUCUGAGCGUGGCCUAUUCUACACCUGGUGAUCGCGAGGAUGGAGAAUCUUCAAAUGCGCUGGGCGAUGUUGGGGAGGGAGGAAGUCCGAAUGCUGACCAAGCGGAGGGUAGUGGGGCUGGAGAUGCGAAUAGCGGAGGGGAGUCCUCUAGGAAGAGAAAAGUUCCACCGGUGGAUGAGAGGAGGAGUGGUGCAAGGGGUGUGGCUAAUUUGACGCCAGAGCAGUUGGCGAAGAAGAGGGCAAAUGAUCGAGAGGCCCAGAGGAGUAUAAGGCAAAGGACGAAGAAUCAGAUAGAGGGGUAUGAGAGGAAGAUUAGGGAAUUGACUAGCCAGCAACCUUACCAGGAGUUACAAAAUGUAAUAAGGCAGAAGGAAAUGGUGGAGCACGAGAACUUGGAUAUUAAGAGAAGGUUAUCACAGAUUAUUACACUCAUUACACCGGUACUUGGUACUCAUGGUCAGUAAUUGGGUUUGUGGCUCAGCGGAUUCGCAGAGGCAGCUUAGUUGAUAGCUAACUUGGCGAGGCAGGACUCGAAAUCCCUCAACUACCACCACAACCAACGUACCCUCUUCCCAAUCAACCAAAAUCCAAAAAUCUCAAUGCAUCAACCCCAAAUAGUAUAGCCUCGGCUGGCACCGUCGCUGGAACUUCAUGGCUAGCUACUUCCGCGCCAAUAGGCCCAACCCAAGAUUCCAGAACGUUCAUUCAAACACAGCAAACACAGCAGUUAGCACAACAACGACACGAUAUGGUACACAACCUCGAUAUAGGUCCCGAAAGACUUGGUCUGGAUUUCCUUCUAGAAGAGGGUCAACGCCCUAAAAUACCUAUUCCUCCUGCUGGCCCACAAGAAACUUUUGGCUUUCAACAAGCACAAAGACCAAUAGGAAGUGUGAGUCCCAAGGACACACAUCAUCGAAGCAAUUCAAUAGCUAGUAGUGCCACAAGUUAUCAUGCUCCAAAUCCAGCUUCCGGCUCGACCCCAGAAGUGAAUGGUUAUACCGCUCCUAUCCGAAACGGAACCCCUACAUGUCCUUUAGACAGCCUCCUCCUCGACUUUCUCCACGAGCGUCAAGCCGCCGCAUUCGACGGCCUUCCUACCCCAAAACUCGUAGGGCCAGCCUAUCCUUCCGUGUCCAGUCUCUUGAAUCCUUCUCGUGGAAUCACUUCACAUCCCGUCUCAAAAGUCUUCACCGAUAUACUCGCCACAUUCCCUGACCUUUCUACCUUACCCGAAAGAGUAGCUGUCCUCUAUAUAAUGUUUCUUCUCAUGCGCUGGCAAAUUCACCCUAGCCAAGCAAACUACGAUCGUCUUCCCAGCUGGAUUACUCCUCGUCCCAGUCAACUUUUCACUCCACACCCAGCAUGGAUCGACCAUCUUCCCUGGCCCAAAAUGCGUGAUGUCCUCGUUCGCGAUUACAAUCCUCGUGAUUAUCUAUUCGAUAACUUCUUCAUCCCGUUUACUUCUACAUUAAGUCUUAAUUGGCCAUAUGAGCCUACAGACGCGCUUCUAAACUCCGGAGGUGGUAUAGGAGGAAUGGGCUUAGGAUUCAGUGAGGAGGGAGAGUUACUGAUCAAUCCUGUUUUCGAAAGACAUCUCAGGAGAUUGGAGAAUUGGAGCCUGGGACCCGCAUUUGCAAAUGCGUUUCCAGGGUUAAGGGAUACGUAUCGCAUUAAGAUUGAUGGGGAUAGGCGGUAGAGGAAAAAAGGCGCAGGAGGAAUUUUCUUGUAUAAAAUUUAGGGUUGGAAAAGGGGUAGAUCGAGUUGAUGUGAUGAAAUGCAUAGAUUAUGAAUUUUCACAUCAUACCGGAAAUUUAUAUAUAUAUAUUUGGCUUGUAUGAGGAAUGGAUACAAGGGAAGAAAAGACAUGAAAAACUACAAAGAAAUACAAACUUCUUCCUCGUCAGUUUAACCUUACU